AUGUCAGGAAACAAUCACCAUGAUCAUGGCCAUGGUGGUCAUUGCCAUGGUGAACACGACCAUUCCAACGACAUCACUCCGGCUGUUCAGUCCCUUCUCUACACCCAGAUUCAGUUCGAUUCCAUCAACACAUUGAAUGAGGAUAGACCAAGAUCCGGAGCCGCGAUUGUCCAGAAGUCAUGGGCGGAGAGAUUGGACGACCAGCCCGAGCUUGAGAGUGACGCGGAUGAGCAACUGCUCAUGCAUAUCCCAUUCACUGGCCAGGUCAAAGUUCACUCGCUUCUGAUUUACACUGCACCGACUCCGUCUGCCCCUAAGACCUUGAAGUUGUUCAAGAAUCGCGAGGACCUCGACUUUUCAACCGCCUCAGAACUCAAACCAACCCAGAUCCUGGAGAUUCCGCAGCCAGUCCCUGGUGCUGACGUUUUUGAGAUGCCCUUGAACCGUGCUCACUGGAACACAACUACCUCGAUCACCCUUUUUUUUGAAGAUAACUGGAGUGAUGGAGAGGAGGAUGUGACCAAAGUCGGGUACAUUGGUUUCAAGGGUCAGUUCAUGGCGUUGAAUCGUGAACCUAUCAACUUUAUCUACGAAGCGGCAGCGAAUCCUGGGGACCAUGUCUCGAUCACAGGGACCAAUGAGAUGGGAGGACGAAUCAUGCCCGGACAGUGA
Aspergillus ruber CBS 135680 is the source of this 672-nucleotide messenger RNA. RefSeq names its product PITH domain-containing protein. The coding region runs from base 1 to 672 and encodes 223 amino acids. The transcript has 3 exons. Gene Ontology annotation, cellular component: nucleus. NCBI's taxonomy places the organism in Eukaryota, Fungi, Ascomycota, Eurotiomycetes, Eurotiales, Aspergillaceae. The record is from RefSeq and is a predicted model, not a curated record.